This is a messenger RNA of Salvelinus fontinalis (brook trout), 1148 nucleotides long. RefSeq names its product signal recognition particle 14 kDa protein-like. Lineage: Eukaryota; Metazoa; Chordata; Actinopteri; Salmoniformes; Salmonidae. Gene Ontology annotation, biological process: SRP-dependent cotranslational protein targeting to membrane. Gene Ontology annotation, cellular component: signal recognition particle, endoplasmic reticulum targeting. Gene Ontology annotation, molecular function: 7S RNA binding; endoplasmic reticulum signal sequence receptor activity. The transcript is spliced from 5 exons. The coding region runs from base 110 to 442 and encodes 110 amino acids. The record is from RefSeq and is a predicted model, not a curated record.
GUACUUUGCAAGUUGAAAGGUCACGGGGCGGUGUUUCAUGUUGUACUAGCUACGUGUGCUUCUGACGGGCUAGCCAGCAAGCUGAAGCUAAAUAAUUGCAGUGAACAUCAUGGUACUACUUGAAAACGACUCGUUUUUGACGGAGCUGACACGGCUGUUCCAGAAAUGCAGGACUUCAGGCAGUGUUGCCAUCACGUUAAAGAAAUAUGAUGGGAGAACCAAACCAGUCCCAAGGAAAGGUCACCCAGUGAAUUAUGAACCAGCAGACAACAAGUGUCUACUCAGAGCGUCAGAUGGCAAGAAGAAAAUCAGCACAGUGGUUAGUAGCAAAGAAGUAAUCAAGUUCCAGAUGGCAUACUCUAACCUCCUGAGAGCUCACAUGGACGGGCUCAAGAAGAAAGACAAGAAAAGCAAAAGCAAGAAAACCAAAGCCACCCAAUGAGCAACAGACUCUUUCAUAGCAUACUGGGGGAACCCAGACUGGCCUGUACCACCUCCAAGGAGCUCUAACUAUCACCUCUACCUCCAUCCUUCCUGCUCUGAUAUGUUCCCUGAGGCCCACCAUCCUCCACCUGGGGACAGCUUUGACAUCAUGCCAUUGUUUACACAGCAAUGUCUCAUCCCUGGCCAGUGAAUGACAUCAGUCUAUAUAGGGAGGAAGGGUGAGCUGAGGAUGUUUAGCAGUCAGAGGAUACUACAAGUGAGCUACCUUUUGAUCCCCCCCCCCCCCAUCUAUGGUGUGGAUCAAAGUUACACAGAGCUGCAUUCAUUUAUGGAGUCACCGAAAGGGUGGAACAUGUUGAUGAAAUGCCUUUCAAAUCGUUUUAAUUUGAACUACUAGGCCCUGUCUCUAUUUAUGUUUGAAUUAUCCCUCAGUUUGGUUUGCUUGUCAAUUUGAUUACAUUUUCACUAAAGUUCUGAUUUACUUGAUUUACUAUGGACCUUGUCUUAACCAUUUGUGGAUAGAUUAUUACUGUGAGUGACGAUGCCAUAUACAUUUGUUAUGGUUGGGGCCGAAUGCUUUUUCUUGCUAUUCAAAUUAAUAUUAUUUUUAUGAUGGAAAGUGAGAUCCUGAGAUCUCUUUGGUAUUUCUUAAGACAAAAUUAUUAAAUGGUUGAGUUCCUUAUUGGUCCAAUGAAAUUUUUCAA